UCGAUCCGAACACUGAGUUGGACGUGAAGUGACUGCGGAUAAGCAAAUCGAGACGAAAUGAAUACUAAAGGCAAACUAGUUUUGCUGCUACUGAGCACCAUGCUAAGCGUCAAUACAAACGCAUCGGCGACGACAAAGUGCGGCAGUUUUCAAGAGUAUCUGCUCUACAGCACUGACACGGAAGCGAAGCCCACCGAAUAUACCUGGAUGGGUGUACUAUAUGAAUUGGAAGACUCUUCCCUGACGAACACAAACUGUAGCGUGAUCAUUGUGAGCGAGUCACACGUCCUGGCAACCGGCUCCUGUGUGCGAGAGAAGCGUCCGGAGUCGCUAACGGUACGACUGGGCAUGUGGGAUGAGAGGCAUAAGCCAGGCAACGAAGUCGUAUGCGAUUUGGAUGGGUAUUGUGUGUCGAGACCCGUGGACUAUCAAGUAAAGGGAAUCCUAGUACACCCACAGGCCGAUGCAAAAACCGGAGAUUACGAUUUGGCCAUACUGGAGCUGAAGGAGCGCAUUAAUUGGACACAGUACAUUCAGCCGUUGUGUGUGAAUCCGAACUCCGAGCCGGAGUCGUUGAUCAGUCGCAUUUAUCAUUAUAGUGGCUUCGAUAACAGUGACUAUAUAAAGGGCAAGGGUCUGACGGAAACCUUAUCGAAUGCAUACUGUAAGGUGAUAGGCAAGCUGUCCGCUCUACCAUCGGCCCAUCAAUUCUGUACCUAUCCAGACAAACAAACCCAUUUCUAUAAUGGCGCCGCCCUGAUGGGCAUCAAUGUGGAGAAGGAUGUGCCGCGUAACUUUUACUUGAUCGGUAUACUGUUGAAAUUCUACGAGAAUGAUGAAAGGUCGCUAUUAUUCUUCCAUGACAUUAGACCCGUGCGUGACUGGAUAAUAAGUAAUACCCGUACAGAUUAAAAAUCAGACAUCAUAGAUAUUUUUACUUGGGAACUUCACACAAAUUUGCAUACGAAACGAGUUCAUUUUAACCCUAUUUUAUUCGUAAUUAAGUUCAUAUUUAUUAGUCAGAUAGCUGGUGGCAAGUAAUUGAUUUUAAAGUAAUAAUUAAUUCAAACUACAAAUUUAAAUCUCAAAUAAAGAUCAACAGUCUCAAAUCAAAAACGUGCUCUUAAAAAUGGUAAUGAAGAUGACUUGAUUUAAGGCUUUUCAUAAAUACUUUUCACGCGCUGUUCAUAUUUGAUUUAAGUUUUACUUGAAUCAGGAAUACAUUUUAUUCAUUCUGUUGUUCCCGUUUGGUGCCACUAAAUAGAUCGCUUCCAAAAUAUAUAUUUCGGAAUAGUUACUUUCGUUGUUUGCAGCUUUGCUUCUAAAUAAAAUAGAAUACUUCUUAAAACUUAAAACUUGCUCUCAUCUCAUGCGGCCUGCAAAUACUUAUUACACUUAUAGGAACAUUAAACAUUAAGCCUAUUAAAAUUUUAUACCCUGAUCAUAUUGAAAAUUAUUCAAAGAGGUAUAAUAGAGGCAGAUGGCAUAUUCUUGAACAGCAUCAGAUGCUAAAAGAGCUGGUGAUGGUAAAAUUUUCAAAGAAGUUCUCAAAUACCAUACUCAAAUAAAAUGUAUUUCAUUUUAUCGAUAACUCACACCAUGUUCCGAAUAUCGAUAUAAAUUCAUUUCACAUUGCAAAAGAAGACACAAUUUUAAAAAUAUUGCCUUUUAAUGGAUAUAUUAUUGAUCAACUGUACAAUUUCUUUAAGAUCGAAACAAAAUUCCAUAUUGAAAAAACUAAUAUCAGUAAGUCUUUUAUUAUAUAUAUAUAUAUAUGUAUAUUUAUUUAUAUAUAUCCAGUUGCACUUUCUCUAGUUUCACAUAUAUUUUGUAAAUGCUGCAGAUCUUAAGAAAUUAUUUUAAUUUGUCGUGAAGUGUGAAACGUAAAUGGAUACUUAAUCAGGCAGACCGGCAAAGUCAAAUCCUUAACAUUGUCUUGUUUUAUGCAAACUAGUUUGACUUUCAAUAGUUCAACUAUUCAUCAUGCGAUGUACCAGCUAAGUAUAUAAUAUAUGUCAGGGCAAUGUAUAAAUUAAAGUGGCCCGCUGUGUAUUUGCUGAAAUUCAAACUUCCUUGGUUUUGAAAAGAAGAUAGAAACAAAACCCCAAAGCGAAAGCCUUAGUUCAAAAGCAAUAAAGAUUUGUGCAAGUUCA
Molecule: messenger RNA, 2153 nt
Organism: Drosophila grimshawi
Lineage: Eukaryota; Metazoa; Arthropoda; Insecta; Diptera; Drosophilidae
Product: CLIP domain-containing serine protease B9
Exons: 3
Coding region: 58-912 (284 amino acids)
Biological process (GO): proteolysis
Molecular function (GO): serine-type endopeptidase activity
Source: RefSeq, a predicted model, not a curated record